CCUCGACAGUGCGUCAGUUGCUCAGUACGAGCUGCACUAGCCGGCCGAUCGAUCGAUCAUUCGUUGCGCUACGAUGUUUGGCCCUGGGUCCACCAUAGCCAGGCUCGUCGUCCUGCUGGGAUGGAUCACAUUGCUGUUAAAUCACGUACUACCGGCAGCAUCGUUCGAGUGCGGCAAGGACUCGGUCAACACGGAAAACAGGCUCAAAAGCUCACUUCUCUGCAAUGGCUACCGUGCUGAUAUGCGACCAAGAAAGGAUAACACCCAGUCGGUCAACAUAACCGUGGCCUACUACGUGCUAACGUAUGAGCUUGAAGGAGCGGAUGACUUGAUGAAAUUGGGCGUGUGGAUGGAGUUGAAAUGGACGGACGAGUAUCUGCGCUGGAACAGCACGCAAUGGAGCGGCAUAGAGCGAAUCGCAAUCAAUUCGGACGAGAUUUGGCUACCAGACUUUCGGCAUUACUCGUCAUACUACAAUCCACAGGAGCUACCCGAUUGUGCCAACCCCAAGUGUUCCGUGGCGCCGAAUGGGACCGUGACCUGCCUGCCCGUGUGCGGCAUGAACGCUAAAUGUGAUGCCGACUAUUCGCGCUGGCCGUUCGACAUGCAUCGGUGCAGCAUGUACUACGGGACGUGGGCCAACUCGAUGGACGAGGUGGACAUACACAUAACGGACGUGUGCCUUGCCAGAAAUGCAGAGUUCAAAAGCCCAAAGUGGGGAGUGGUCUCGCUUGAUCACAGUCGAAGGGAAAUUCGGGAUGACUACAUGUACAGCGUGCUGAACGUCGACGUAGUGCUCAUUAGACGUGCUAGUUUCGAGCAGGUCGCUAUCAUUGGACCAAUCUUGAUUUUAGCGCUCCUUAAUGUGUAUAUCGUUUGGCUGCGAUCGAGCAGCUUCGAAAGGAAGGUUAUGCUCGGAUUGUCCACGUUCUCUCACUUUUCCUAUCUCAAACAACUGGAAUGGGCACUCCCGUACAAUCGCGAUACGCUUCCAAAUUGUAUGAUCUUUCUGCUAUGUUCGACCGUGCUGAGCGUUGUGCUGCUGCUGCUCACCUUACUCAACUGUUGGAUUCGUAUGCGACGAAACCGUGAUCCUACGACGGAGUCAUUCUUCGAUCGUAUGACAGGAUCAUUUUCCCAGAGUCGGGUGGCCGAACUGCUGCUGGCUGCAGACUAUUUGGAACUAAACUAUACGGUGACACCAGAGGAGAAAGAACACUUUUGGGCGAAGUUUGCAAAGUUGUUUGAUCGAGUGCUGGCGAUAGGAUGUUUGAUGGUUUAUGUAGUACUUUUCUGGCUCUUCAUACCCUUCAGCCAUCGGUUGGAGCAACUGCCCGGGGUGAAUUGUUACAUAUCGGCAUAGUCUGAAACGCAAAGAUACAGGGACAAAAGGAGCAAAUUAUCUUGAUGUGUCUUUACUGAGCUCCAUCCAAAGUUUUUGAAUCGAUCGUUCAUUCCUCUGAUUAGUCUUAUGCAGUAAACGUUAUUUCCCAGCAUCAACAUGGCCUUAUGCUACAACUUAUCCUCCGUGUCCACUAAAUUCAUGUCUCUCGUCUCUUCUGUUUUAAGGAAAAUUGCUUCAGAUCGAUAGUUAGACA
Molecule: messenger RNA, 1598 nt
Organism: Anopheles stephensi (Asian malaria mosquito)
Lineage: Eukaryota; Metazoa; Arthropoda; Insecta; Diptera; Culicidae
Product: neuronal acetylcholine receptor subunit non-alpha-3-like
Exons: 8
Coding region: 74-1363 (429 amino acids)
Biological process (GO): monoatomic ion transmembrane transport; signal transduction; regulation of membrane potential
Cellular component (GO): membrane; synapse; neuron projection
Molecular function (GO): extracellular ligand-gated monoatomic ion channel activity; transmembrane signaling receptor activity; neurotransmitter receptor activity
Source: RefSeq, a predicted model, not a curated record